AUUGCAUAGAAAGAACUAAAAAUCAUCAUAAAUUGUAUAGCGAUUCAGUCAUGGCAGUCAAACUCAAAACGUAACAGCAAAAAAGACAAAAGCUUAUGAUAACAUUAAGUGCAGUUGUGUGUAAUUGUCAGACUGCAAUUCCCCCUUCCUUCAAGUCAAUGCUUCAUUCAAGAGUAUUACAAUGGCUACAUUAUUAAUGAAUUUAAACCUAAAUCCGAGUGGUUCUGCUAUUAUUUGGCAUCUCACUAUUUAACACUUAACAGGUUAACAGUAGCAACAAAAUUUAACAAUCAAUUAACUUGAACUAAAGGUUGUACCAAUUCUGUCUCCCAGACAGAGAAGAGGGACGUUUGAUUUAACUUUUAAUCAACAACGUCAACUACAGAAACCGGAUGCCACUCUUUUCUUCAUUGUCUCCUCAAACCAAUGAAGCAGGGCAACUCGACUCCACACCAAUCAGAAAUGUGAACAUCGUAUAUAUAUAUAUGUGCGUGUAUGUGCAUGCAGGUGUGUGUGUUGGGGGGGGGGUGUAUUUGUCACAUUGUAGGGAUUAAAUGUCCCCACAAUGUGAUAAACCCGUUCUUUUCAGCUUGUUGGGACACUUUUCAGGUUCCCACAAACCGAAACCUAAUAAAAGUCUGAUAAUGCAAUCAAAAACCUUAAAUAGGGAAAAUUAUUGUAUUUUCCAUGUUUACUUAUAAUUAAGGUUACGGCUGGGUAAGGGUUAUGAUUAUCAUAGUUAGUAUUAAGGUUAUCCCUGUAGAAAUGAAUGGAGAGUCCCCACAAUGACAGAAAUAUAUGACCUGUGUGUGUGUGUGUAGGUGUGGUGCAGUAUAUUUACUUCGCGGCCUAGACAUUCACAGGGUUGCCAACUCACGCAUCUCACCGCUUUCAGACUCUCACUCUCACGCAAAAAAAAAAAAUCUUGCGGCAAACCUAUAUUAUUACAUUAUAAGCCUAAAAUUUGCUACACCAAAAGCUAUGGGCUAGUAUGCAAACCCUACAGACGGUUUACAAAGUAAUAAAACUAGUACAUAAAUAUAAAUACGUGUGCAGACUUGUCUUGAAUUAAAACUCUCACUCCAGCCAGCUGACCGAAGUUAACAACCCUGCUGAUUCACCUAAAUGAAAACCGCAGACGUUAGAUGCCGACAUCACUCUAUAAGAGCAUACGUACCUAAAAAUGGCGAUUCCCGCCAAAUGCGCGCCACCGGCAGUCAGACUGCAGCAGACACGACGUUGUCCAGAACCAAAAAGAAGAAAAUGUGGGGGAACAGUGACAUACAGAUUCAUAUUGAUUAUGAACCCUACUGAAACGCAAUCAAGCAAAUGCCAAUGAUGGAAAACGAAACAACACUCAGCUGCAACCAGACUCAAACCAGCCCCCCCUCGCCUGGUCCUGUGUCCCCAUGUCCCAGUGCCCCAUCCCAUCAUGCCCCCCGCUAUGGCACUGUCAUCCCCAAUCGAAUUUUUGUGGGAGGAAUAGAUUUCAAGACAAACGAGAAUGAUCUGCGACGAUUCUUCUCCCAGCAUGGAUCAGUGAAGGAGGUGAAAAUUGUUAUUGACCGUGCUGGGAUUUCCAAAGGGUAUGGGUUUGUGACGUUCGAGACGCAGGAGGAUGCUGAGAAGAUACUUCAUGAUGCUGACAGGCUCUGCUUUAGGGACAAGAGGCUCAACAUUGGCCAGGCUAUUCGCAAGCAGCAAGUGGGAGUACAUACAGCAGCCAGCUUCCCUGUGCCCAGCCCAAGCCCAAACAUGGCCUUCCCCGCCCCAGGGGGAACCAUGUAUCUCACCACCUCCACCGGUUACCCCUACACAUACCACAAUGGCGUGGCCUACUUUCACAGCCCCGAGAUGAGUCCUUCAGCUCACCACUGGCCUCCCCGGUCAGUUUCUGGGUCUCCAGUCAUGGUGACCCACCCCCCGUCGGCAGUCUAUCCCCCCCCGCCCACCUUCCAUCCCUACCAGGCACCAGCCCAGUGUGUUACCGGACCAGUGCAGUGGAAUAUAUCCCAAUGUCCAGUCCCCAGCAGCCCCCUGCUCUAUGUCCAGCCUUCAGAGCUGCUGUACCAGCCAGUUGAGUUGGCGUCCGAUGGAGGUUGUGUUCUCCCUUCGCUCUCUCUGCUGGAGGCGACCACUGCUGAGCCAUAUGUUGAUCACAUGGUGCAACCAGCCUAUCACCAGGUGUACGCCCAGAGCCCUGGGGGAGUAGCACCUCCUGUCAUUCAGCAGGAGACAGCAAAGGAGCAGCGCUUUCACUCCAUUAGGCGAGGGUUCCCCCAUUCGCCAGUCAGCCUGAAGACACGCCACUGCCGCAGCCCCCACUACACCCACCCUCGCAAGGAGUAUCGCGCCGAUAUUACUGCCCUGUCUCCCCAGCCCAGUACGGAGCCCCUCAAGUAGAGCGGACAGGUCUGGUUUGGUUGUGGGCCAUGGGCCCGAUCUCCUGGAAGAGCCGUGCUCUGUAGACUGCAGGCAAGCCCACUGCAUAAAACACAGCCUACUCCCCUGCCUGAUAUCUACCAGAAAGCACAUCAUCAUACUUCCUGCUUUUAUUCACUCAGAUCAGCUCUGGGUUACACCGUCACACCCCAUUAAAUGUAAUGCAGCAGAUGCCAGUUAAUUAAUUGCACACCCAGGUGUUGCACUCUGGACUGGUAUCAGAGUUCAUGCUGUGUCUGUUUGCCAUCUGAUAUUAAUACUAAUUACUACAAAUACAUGUUUAUUUUAAGAUCACAUUUUUUAAAAGCGGUGUGGAAAUUUGAGGACACAAAAGCUCAGGGCUGCCUGGAGGUCAGACUUCAUGAACAGUGGUUUGCUCACAAUGACCAGAUUUUUCAUGAAUGCUUCAACCAUCUGUAGAAGUGGCACAAAAAAGUCACAAAAACUCUUUUUACCAUCAAAGUGCUGAGAGAUAAAUAAACUGUCUACAUAAACUGCAUUUGGCGCUUUACUUUAAAGAAGAAAUUCCAGAAUUUUAGACCCUGCACCCUGAACUUGAAACAUACAGUGACAGAGAAACUAAUAAGAAAAAUCACAUCAAUUACAUCAGAGAAUAAUGAAUGAGUGAGCAGAUUCUGUUUAUUGCAGUUAUGUUGAGACAGACUUGAACCUGAAAUGGGAAAAUGCUUUAGAGCUGUCUCCGGCAUACUGACCCCUCAGUGCCUGAACCUAAAACACCGAGUUUUUUACUACGGUGUCAUGUUGGCUUUCAGAUAAAAACACACCUACUCUAGCUAACUUUCUUCACUCUUUUUUUUCUUAAAGUAAUACAAAUGUAUCCUUAUAAAGUAAUUAACUGAGAAUUUCUAGCUGUAUUGAAACGUACAAUCAGAUAACUUUGUUUACAUGCUACCGUAGCAGUUUCUGUCAAAAUGCCAAAUAAUUUGCAUUUCCUUUUAUAGGUCCAUCUGUUUUGUAGUAAUACUACUGCGCUUAAGCAGAGGAAAAGCUUUACAUUUUUUCUAGCAUUUUUUUCAUCUAAAACUGUUCACUGCUGUUAAUUUUUUUUCUGAGAAUGAAAAACAGAAAUUUAAAGGUUUUGAAACGUGCCAAAACGUCAAGGAUGUCCCUUGAAACAUUUAAAAAACGGCCUUGAAGUUCCAUUGCAAGGCAGAAAGGUCCUUUCAUCAGUUCACAUAUUUCACACCAGGGGGCAGUGCCACAUUGGUCUUUACUUAAAAGCGAAGACAUUGUAACUGAAUAACACCAGUAUAAGCGUGCUGGGGAGGUUACAUGGUCCUGCCUACAUAUCUAGCAUAUGUGGACAAAGUUUGUGCCAAAGAGGACUGGCUUGCUAUGACAUCUGGCUUCAUGAGGUCCACAUCUGCACUUCAUUUCUGCUGCUGCCUUUGAGUAUAACCUGGCAGCCCAGUCUCCACAGAGGCCAAGCUUGGCAGAUGCCAUUACUGAUCCAGACAGCAUAACCUUCUGAAUGCUGUAGCCUGUCGUGUGCCGUUACCUCCUGUAUGUAGAGUGUGACUAACAUAUUAAUUUGCUGGCACGGCACAAGCUGUAUCCUAUUUAUACCUGCCUCAGACAUUUCCUCAGCCAAUAUAGUAGGACAUCAUCACAAAAUGUGGAAAUUGUUAUUGUUGAUAUAGAGCGAGUAGGAGCCAAGAAAGUGAGGAUUUGGGGUACAGUCCAGUAAAUCAAGGCAUUCCUGCUAUCUCAUACACCACUUCUUAUUGUUCCUCAUUGAUAUUGUUCUGUUACUGUCUUGCCACCAUAAAACAUGUUUGUUUGAGGAUCCAAACUGUACAUUGCAUUUGCUGGACCUUUUGUAGUAUGGAAUAAUGUAAAUACAAGAUGGUGAGCAAAACUGAUUUUUUUUUUGCUGGAUGAAUACUGGGGUCUGUGCAGGAGAAAAAAGAUUCCCUAGCAUAAGUCUUCACUUACGUGAGGAUUUUUCAGAGGCAUAAAUAUUUUUGUAUUGUGUCUUUGCAUCUCAGGAAUGCGUUUUCUCCAUUACAAAAAAAAUGGAAUGACGUUUGCAAAGGAAAGAACGAGUUUGGAUGUUUCAGUUUUCUAGGCUCAACAAAUUUUACUUUGUAUUUUUCAGCAAGAGUAGUUUACUUGAUGUUUACACUGGCAGGUAUUUGUCAGAGAUAAACAUUUGUCAGAUUUUUAUGCAAGACAUCCAAAUUCAUCCUUUGUUUUUUCGUAAGCAAACAUUGUACACAGUGUUUGUCCUGUUCAAGAGAUACUAGUGUUUUUCUUGGUUAGUUUUACAGCUUUUCGCAGCGGGACAAAUUAUUUUUCACCUAUUGUUUGAAGUUCUUUUUAUACAGUAAUGCUGAUUAUUUACUUUGAAUGCAGGAGGAGCAGACAUAAAAAGAACAGCAGGGUGAUAACUGUCAGUGGUUACUGUCUGGACAGUGUCUUCUUUUUCGUUUGCUUUUACCUUGGCAGUGUGCCUUGCCAGCUGGGCAGUUGGGCUGCUCCUUCAUGUAUGUCAGCUGAAUACACUUGCAUGUAUUUAAGUCUUGAACUUCAUUUUGAAAACUUUUUUUUUUUUGCUAUAUGGUUUAAAAUACUGUAUAAAAAUUAAAAUACUGUAUUGGCAGAAAAUGGUGAGAUUCUUCAGGAACGUUCGUAGAGCAUUUCCCUUGGGACUGUUGAGUGUAUACACUGCUGUCUCUAUUAUUUUUAUUAAUCAUUACAUGGUAUUAAUGUAAAAUAGCUCUCAUAGAGUUCGGCACUGAAGUUUUCUCCGGUAUUUUAUUGCUGUUAUUUUUUGCGUGCAAUUUAUUUAUUGUUUAUUAUUUUAAAAAGUAAUUACCGUGGUGCCAUUCAAUUCACAAAAAAAUAUUUAGUUUAAUUUAUGAUUUAAGUUACAAUAUCAGUAGCACUGUUAACAUAGUCCUGGUUUCUGCAUACAUUUUUGAAAAAAACUCAAGUACAUUAAAAAGUCAACAGGUUAGAUUUUAAAUUGGUUCAGGUUGUUUUAUUAAUAUAAACGAUGGCUGUUGUAGGUUUAUUCGUGCACUUGAAGUUGCAGACGUUUUUUUAGGAUUGAUUGUAGUUGGUUUUGUUUGUGUAAUACUGAUAUUAGAAGUUGUGUUUUAAGUGCCUGGGCAGUUGCACACAGGCUGCAGGAGAUAAGUGUAUUUAAACAUUUUGUAUUGAGUUGUCAUUUUUUUCUUGAUCUGCCUUAAAUUGUACCAUAUGUCAUUUUAGUGCAUCCCUUAUAAUUAGAGUGUUUUAUGUUGGCUAAAUGUACUAUUAAGGACCUUAAUUUGGAAAUUCAUCACCCAUCCACUCCAAUGCAUGCAUGAAGUGUUAUAUUUUUCUGUCUAUAACUUCAGCUUAAUGCACAUCAUAACUGAAUGUGAUUCUGUUUACUCAUAUGUGAGUUGGACCUGUACCUGUGCUUCUACCCCUGACCCAGUCUCUAGCUCUUUGAGAGGGUGGUCAGCAGUGACCACACAUUCAGUCAGAGCUGCUUGUGUGCUGCUUGCUCAUAAAUAACCAAGAAAGUGAGCUGCUUUGUAUAUAGUUUUAUAUUCAUGGGAAACUUUUACAUUUUGUAUAUCUAUUCCUAUUCUGAACUUUAUAUUUUUACUGCUUUGCGAAUUGUUCUUGUUUAAUUUGAAUUCUUUGUAAUCUCUGUAUUGCUUUUUGUGCAGGUAGAUGUUCAAGAAGGGGGGGGUUGAUAUACCAGAAAAUAAAAGUGUUGCAGCUUUA
Molecule: messenger RNA, 6186 nt
Organism: Brienomyrus brachyistius
Lineage: Eukaryota; Metazoa; Chordata; Actinopteri; Osteoglossiformes; Mormyridae
Product: protein boule-like
Exons: 12
Coding region: 1330-2403 (357 amino acids)
Molecular function (GO): RNA binding
Source: RefSeq, a predicted model, not a curated record